AUGGGGAAGUCUACUAUCGCCGCAGUUACAUGUAAGCGUUUCUCGGAACAUUUUGGAGCAUGUCAUUUUUUCCAAUAUAAUAAUAGUAGAUACAAUAAUCCAAAAUUUCUCCUCCAGUCCUUGGCAUCGCAGCUAUGUCAUGUCAUUCCCGAAUAUAAGCAAAACCUUACCAAUAACUUAUUUGGUAAUAAAGCGCAGUUGUUGGACGACCAGAACGUCGAAGGAGUGUUCUCGAUCUUGUUUAACGAGCCAUUUUCAAACAUUCCCGACCCAGGUAAACAUUUUCUAAUCGUAAUAGAUGCGCUAGAUGAAUGCCGGCAGGAAGAAAAGCAGAAGCUUGUUGAUUUGAUAACCAAACAUUUUCACAAAUUUCCCAGAUUUAUUCGAUUUUUAAUCACAACCCGAUCAGAAACAGAUAUUGCCCGUAACUUCCAAGAAUUAAACCCCCUGUUUCUAGAGCCAGAUGAUGAACGGAAUUUAAAAGAUCUUCGACAUUUUUUUGAGAAUAAAUUGACGACCAUAUCUGAGUAUGUUCUAAGAGAAGAGAUUUUGCAAGAAAUAGUACAAAAAUCUGAAGGGCUGAUGCUCUAUGCAUCUUUUCUUUGUAAACUUUCUGAAAACGGCUCCAUCAUAUCUAACACUGAAAACUUACCUGGAGGUAUUGAAGAGACUUACAAUAGGUAUUUCAAUCGCCUUGAAGAGGAACUUAGAAAUCUGGGUAUUGAUGAAAAACAAAUUUUGAAAUUUUUAAGCGUAAUGGCAGUUUCAAAACGACCGCUUCCAUUAGCACUUCUUGAAAGAUUACUCAGCUCUGACAAAGAUUUGUCAAUUGCAGGUAGAACGUUGCGGAAAUUGAUUAAUUGCCUCUCUUCUCUCCUUAUGAUAAAGGAUGAAUCCGUGUCGUUUUUUCACAAAUCAGUGAAAGAUUGGCUAGUAAGACCAAAUCACGAUUUUACAAUCAUGGAGACAUAUGGCCAUAGAACGCUCGCUGAUAUUUGUGUUUUUCAAAUGGAAACAUUAAAGCAAAACGAAGUUAACCCAACAUUUGAUCUUCCUAUCGUCUAUGCAUUGCAGUACGGAAUACAACAUAUGCUAGAGGCGGAAAUAAAAGACAUGGAUUGUUGGACGAAAUUGAUAAACACCGUCAUUGAUUUAGAAAUUUUGCAGGCGAGUGUAUGUAGUGAUAUUUACACAACAUUAAGCAAUCUUUCUAGGCUAGAAAGCUACAAUAUGUGCAACAGCUUAAUAUGCGAGGAAACGCAAACUACCAUAAGAACGCUCAUCUCCAUAAUAAGAAAGUUUACAUACAUUUUAAAAGAUGUUCCGCAGUCAUUUUUGCAGCAUGUUGUAAAUGAAAAUGAUGAAGUACUUUCACCGAAAGCAUCUGCCUUGUUAAUGACACGCUACAAGGGUCUUGCAUAUUUCGAAGCGGAAGACAAAACGGAAACUAUUGAAAAUGCUUUGAUUGGUCGUACUUUAACAGAAAACAAAGUUUUAGAUAUUGAUAUUUCACCGUCAGAAGAUUUUCUCAUAUGUGGAUAUGCAAAAGGAAUUGAGUUGUUUUCUCUUCCUGAUUUUAAACCUCUUUGGAAAAUUGAAGAUUUUGUUUUAGAAAGGGCUGCCGAUGCAUUUCUUCGAGAAAUGUAUCGUAUACGACCUCGCUGCAUUGUUUUUCACCCUGCUGAAAACACUAUUUUUCUCGGACAGCUUACCCCUGUACUUAAUUUCGAAGGAAAAUUUGAAUCUGGGCAGAUUGUGUGCAAAGAGAUACCCAAUAAGUUUACAAGUUGCUGUUUUUCUCACGACAAUACCAAAAUGGUGACAAAUUACGCCAGUCAUAUGACAGUUUGGAAUCUACUUGAAAAUAAGAAAAUAGUAAGUCUUUCGUGUCGGUCAGAAUUAUUUUCCGUUUUGUUCUCGGCUAAUGACAGAUUUAUUGGAACAACAAACAUUCACGAGUUAUGUGUUUACGAUACUGAGAAUGGAUACAGCAUGGUAUCAAGUUCUUGUGGCGGAUACUUUGUAGUUUUAGUUUCAACGUUUUAUUCAGAUUCCUGGUACGUCCUUGAGACGUCUAGCGAGUUUCACCGAGAAUACAAAAUUGUUAAAUAUGAUCUAACAGUUACCCCUGGUCGGCCACGUAUUGUUGGGAAAUUUCCAGGUAACGCGAGGGCUGCCGCUAAAAUCCAAGCAGCAAACGAACGUAAUGAUUUUUCGUGGUUUCUCAAAGUAGGCUUCGGUUAUAUUUUUAUCCUUAGUAAUGACAGCAUUUUGGUUUCUGAAAUUCACGAAAAAGAGAUAAAAUUGUUUAGGCUAACUGAGCUAUUCCAGAAGCCAAACAAGAAAGUACGAGGAAUCAAUUGGUCUCUCUUUCUCUUGUUUCCGAAAGUUUUUUCUGUAUCAGUGAAUGGAAGAUAUUUUUACAUACACGACGAAAAAACUAAUUUUCACAUCGUGAAGCUUGGUUUGCCUUUGUCGGUAAAAUCCAUUAAAUUUCGCGAAGCGAAAGACCAUUGGAAAAGAAUGAAUAUUUUUGUUCCAGUAACAAAUGGUGUGUUCUCUUGUAGAGAGGUACGUAGCCCUUCAAUGAAAUUAUUUAUGCGUGAUAGUACGUUCUUUGUAGGCAUCCCAGAGCUGUGGAAUUUCGGGAUGACUCAACGUCUUGCCAGUUUCCCCGAAUUAUCUGGUACUUGUGAAUGUCUUUCAGUCUCAGAAGAUUUAGUUGCUUGUAUUAUGGCGUCGCAGGUUUGUUUCUUUAAUGUUUUGAAAACAGCAAUAGUUGCACAUACUCCAUUUCCUGAAGGCAUUUCAACCUCAUUACGUGAAGCCGAAUUUGAGCAAAUGAGGGUGAUUGCAUGCAGUAGUCUAUAUCAUGUGUUAUUGCGUUAUAAAGAAUCUACAUAUUUAUUACAAUAUGCGAACAGUGUAGAUUUAAAUUCAUGUGUAUUGAACAAUAUCAUGCCGGAAGUCGUAACUGGCAUAAGAACGGCUUGUUUCUCUCCUAAUGGACAGUUGCUGGCAAUUCGUUUUUCCUACAGGGAAACGUCAGUGUAUGUCUUAGACGUUGCUACACUAAACGUUCGUGGCAGAUUUUCUCUCUAUUCGGAAGAAAGAUCCGAACUGGAAUUUGUUGACGAGCAACACCUUCUUUGCAGGGGGUACAAUGAUUGCUUAUGUUUAAUUAAUGUCAAAACUUGUAACAUAUUAACUUGCUUCAGUCUUGGCUUAGACAACAAUCUAUGGAGAUGUGGUGUUUUUGCAUGCCGCAAUAUAGUUGGUAUUAUUGUUUACAGCACCCGUUUCGAAAAAUUAAAACUAAUUAAGCUUUGGUUACCACAGCAACGUAAAGAUGGGAAUGAAUUACUGGAAUGUUCUUGCUGUAUACAUGGUGGGAUUAUAAAUGACCUGCCCAUCUCGACUGAAAUUCCCACAGCACGUUGCAGAUGUUCUAUCAUAUAA
This is a messenger RNA of Paramuricea clavata, 3459 nucleotides long. NCBI's taxonomy places the organism in Eukaryota, Metazoa, Cnidaria, Anthozoa, Malacalcyonacea, Plexauridae. The record is from the annotation of a GenBank genome assembly.